UAAUAUUUACUUUGCGUUCCUCUCCAAGCGAAAGCAUCAACAUCGAGGUAACCUUGAUGUUCGUUUGCAAGGCGUAUAUUAUUAUCUCCGAUAAAGGUUCCUCGAAUAGUUCUCAAAUAAAAUGCAAAUUCUAGUGCCCAGAUGCGGUAGAUUGUUGUUCCACAACUUUUCCCUCAUCCAACCAAGAACUCAUUCGAUUUCAUCAUCUUUUGCGGCAUGUUUUCGAUCUACUCCUACUUCCUUCGAAAAAUGGAAGAGCAAAUGGAAAAAUUCGUUGGAAUUAGGACGUCCAAAACCAUCUAAGACAUAUAUCAAAUACAAAACACGUCAAAAACGCGCAGAUGCAAAGAAAGCUUUAAAUGAUCUCUUCUUCAGAAGUGGAUGCUCCAAAUUUUCACUUGAGGGGGAAUUCUUGAAGAAGCAAGGAACAAACAAAUGUGAUGAAACAUCUACUGACUCAACAGAAAACAGAAACAAAGGGGAACCAUUAAAAUACUCAGCUUUUCGUGCUAAUAAAUCUCAUCAUCAAAAGAGAAACAAAAGCAAGAGGAAAAAAGAUUUUUUUGAAGGCUUUGAUGAUGAUGAUGAUUCGGGGAUGAAUUUUCAUGCAAGAUUUGGAAAUAAGUCGUAUUCAUGGUCUUUUAAGUCAUGGGAAGAGUCUUUUUCACAAAGUCAAACAAAUGGAUUUGAAUGGAGAGAAGAUUCAAAUGGUGCAAAUAACAGAAAUAAAUGGAGGACUCCAAGUGAUGAUGAUGAUGAGUCUGAUGAUGAUUAUGAUGAUGAGCCUUAUAUUAUUGGUUCAAAUUCAGAUAGAAUAACACUCGGUUUGCCACUAAAUGGUCCAUUAAAGAUUGAUGAAGUAAAAAACGCUUUCCGGCUUUCAGCUUUAAAAUGGCAUCCGGAUAAGCAUCAAGGCCCAUCACAGGUGUUGGCUGAAGAGAAAUUUAAACUUUGCGUGAAUGCAUACAAAUCAUUGUGCAAUGCACUUUCAAGGGUUUAGACAAAUUGGAAAUUUGACAUCAACUUUGGACUUUGGAGGUCUAACAUAUCUAACUUUAUUUUUAAUGGGUUUUAUAUACUUACAAAAGUUGGUCUUUGGUAAUUAACAUGAUUUUAUUAGGAGAUUAUGAUAGAUGUUUCAUCCAAAUACAUCGUAAUUACAAGUCUAUAGGUAAUUAUUAUGAUUAUCUAUAGGUAAGUCAACUGAUUUAUGAAAAUUGGGAUUUUACAUAUGGAAUGGUAUAUUGUGAA
Molecule: messenger RNA, 1251 nt
Organism: Lactuca sativa (garden lettuce)
Lineage: Eukaryota; Viridiplantae; Streptophyta; Magnoliopsida; Asterales; Asteraceae
Product: Chaperone DnaJ-domain superfamily protein
Source: RefSeq, a predicted model, not a curated record